This is a messenger RNA of Poecilia latipinna (sailfin molly), 1014 nucleotides long. RefSeq names its product calcium-dependent secretion activator 2-like. The transcript is spliced from 5 exons. The annotation marks the transcript as partial. The record is from RefSeq and is a predicted model, not a curated record. Gene Ontology annotation, biological process: positive regulation of exocytosis; synaptic vesicle exocytosis; dense core granule exocytosis. NCBI's taxonomy places the organism in Eukaryota, Metazoa, Chordata, Actinopteri, Cyprinodontiformes, Poeciliidae. Gene Ontology annotation, cellular component: glutamatergic synapse.
CCACAGCAACAGUACCACUCCAAAAUUGAUGUUCUGAUUGAUGACACGUUCAAAGAAAUGAUCUUCUCCCUCACAUCAAAGUGUACUGCUGUUUUAGAAAGCGUCCUCUCCAAGCUGUCCAGAUACGAUGAAGGAACAUUCUUCUCCUCCAUCCUCUCUUUCACAAAACCAGGAAUGGAUCUGGCGGACACCUACAUUAUCUUUGUUCGGCAGAACCAGGACAUCGUUCGAGAUCAUAUCAACGACGAGGUCUGCAUUGAGAAGGUCUUUGAUCAAUGGUACACAAGCUCCAUGAGAACUGUGUGUGUUUGGCUGACUGACAGACUGGACCUGCAGCUCCACAUUUACCAGCUGAAAGUACUCAUCAGGAUUGUGAAGAAGACCUACCGUGACUUCAGGCUGCAGGGUGUGCUGGAUGGCACGCUCAACAACAAGAACUACGAGACCGUCUACAACCGGUUGACGGUGGAGGAGGCCACAGCAGCAGUCAAGGCAGGCGAUGGCCUGCAGGGCAUCAGCAUGAGAGACAGUGAUGAAGAGGACAGCUAAACCCAGACGCACUUCCAGCAGCCUCUCUAACAUGUCACUACUUUGUUUUAAACUUACUUAGUAGCUCACACCAAACUGACAUAUCAGGAAAUACUUGGAAUGAAUUUACAAAAUGAAUAUUUUAUUUGGCAAUGUGUCAACUUCCUAAUGUUAAUCUGCUUGUUUAGAAUAAUUUUAAGGGAAAAUAGAUAUCCAUGUAAUUCUGACAAAUAUUUACACUAUGUCAAGAUUGUGAACUCUCAAGUGUCCAUUUUCCAUUGAAUAUUUUGACUAAUCAAACUUAGCACAUAACAGAAGGGAAUUUGUGUUUAGUCAUUUUUUCCAGUUGUAGCAAUGUUGAUGAUGAUCAAAAUAAAUGAUCACUUUAUUUUAUAUUGGUGCAAUCUGUUUAUUUCCCUAAAGAGCUGCCACUUUUGACAGGAAAAUUAAUCUGGAAAUUGCAUUAAAGAUUGUCCAAAUUUCUUU